AGCAAAGUCAAAUUUGCCCACCAACAACAGCGGCAGGCAAACACACCGCGAGAGCACACAACAAACAAGCAAGAAGAGAGUGGGUGGUGCCCGCUUGCUUGUCUGUUCCUUCCUGCCUUGCUCUCGGCUGCAUCAACGCCUCACUCCAAACACACGCCGAUCUCACGGUUCAGUCUCAACUACCGCCAUGGCUUCCCGGAUGAGCUCUGUUGAUCCGGAUGAGCCCGAGUACUUCCAGGACAACCCUGUGCCCGAGAUGCGGGGCACCUUGCCCGGCGAUGCUGAAAAUGGGGCCGGUCCCGUUCACGAAACAACGCUCUCCACCAUCCCCGACGAGGAGGAGGCGCGACAACAGCAACAGCAACAACAGCAACAGCAGCAGGCGGCUGAAGACAGCCUGCGGCCAAUCACAAACGGCAGCGGCUCCAAAUCGCAGCUCUUCCGGAAACCCACGCUGGGGCCAAUCACCAACGAGGAGUUUAUUGCGCAGGAGCUGAAGGUUAUCAUUGACGAUGAAACCCGCACACUGGACUCGCUCAUCCAGGCCACGCGCGAAGGCAACCGCUCCUUCGUGCAGGCCAUCCUUGAGCAAGACAUGGGCAUGCGCGUUGUGAACCGCGUGGACGACGAAGGCCUCACGCCCCUGCAUUACGCUGCCCGCUCCGCAGACGUGGACAUGGUGCAGCUGCUGCUCAGCAACGGCGCAAACCCGCUUGCCCCGGGCGAGGAAGACAUCACGCCACUGCAUGUUACCGCCAAGCUAUGCAACGAGCAGAUCCUGCGCGCGCUGCUGGAGUACGUGGCGAAGAAGAGCGAUCUGCAGACGGAGGACGCAUAUGGGUCCACCGCACUGCACUACGCCGUCAUGCGCAAGAACGACGACAAGUGCGCAGAGCUGCUCAUCUCCAAGGGUGCAGAUGUCAAUGCAAGUGACGCCCAGAAGCUCACGCCGCUGCACGUCGCAGCAACCUACGGCCACCACAAGCCUGUUGCACUGCUGAUCAAGCAUGGUGCAGAUGUGUUUGCGCAGGACAUUGACCGCGGCACACCGAUGCACGCUGCUGCCAUGGGCGGACACAACGCUGUGCUGCGCAAGCUCAUCGUUGGUGCCGGCGACCAGAUUGCCGCGCUGCUGGAAGACCCGGAUGCACAGGGCAACACGGCACUACACCUCGCAGUCGAGAACCAGCAUGUGCGGGCAACCAACAUCCUCCUCCGCCGCGGCGCCAACACAGAGGCGCAGAACGACACGGGAUCGACCCCCCUGCAUCUUGCAGCACGCGGCACGAAGCAGCGUAUCAUCACGCUGUUGAUGGAGCACAAUGCACAGCUGAACGCCCGCGAUGAAGAGUUGAUGACGCCGCUCCACCGCGCCGCCAUGUUCAACAGGGUGGAGAUUAUCAAGCUGCUCACCUCCGCUGGUGCUGACCCGGAUGCUGUUGACAAUGACGGCUUCACCCCACUCAUCUGCGCAUGCUGGAAGGGCCACGAGGAAGCGUUUAACCUUCUCCUCGACAACGGCGCCUCCCUUCUUCGUGGCGACAAGCUGGGUAAAAACGCGCUGCUGUGGGCUAUUGAUGAGCACCAGAAGGCCAUUGUCAACGACAUCCUCAAGUGGUGCACCCACCACAACAACACCGCCCCUCUGCGCGUCUGCGACAGGUACUCCAACACGGCACUGCACGUUGCUGCGCAGGUUGGCAACACCGCCAUCGCCGCCAAGCUCCUUGAAAGCGGCGAGCGUGACUUCUUCCUCGAAGCGCGCAACGACGAGGAACGCAACCCACUCCACGAAGCCGCCGUGCAGGGCCACGUCAACAUGGCGCUGCUGCUCAUCAAGACGGACGCGCGCCUGCUAGAGGACGACGACUACCAGCGGAACAAACCGCUGCAUCUGGCGGCAACACACGGUCACGCCAUCUUUGUCGAGCGGCUCCUCGCCCGCGGCGCUGCCAUCGACGCAAGGAACGACUUCCGGUGGACGCCGCUGGACUGCGCUGCGUUCCGCGGAUAUGUCGACGUCGCCGGUGUCCUCGUCAAGCACGGCGCGCCCGUCGACAGCACAGACAACAACAAGAUGACGCCACUGCAUCUUGCUGCCAGGAGCGGGCACGUGGACGUGGUGACGCUACUGCUCAACUCCAAAGCAAGCCUCGCCCUCAAGAACGCCGACGGCGAGAAUGCACUGGACAUGGCUGUACGGCACGGGCGGGUUGAGACGGCGCUUGCGAUCAUCAACCACGAGCGGUGGGAGCAGGCCAUGGACAACUGCGACGAGCACGGCAUCACCCCGAUGAAGCGCAUGAUCAUCCUCAUGCCAGAGGCAGCCCUCGCCGUCCUCAAGCGGUGCUGGUGCGACAACGGCCGGCAGCCAACGGAUGCCGACUUUGCAAUCACAUACACGUGGAAGUACAUUGACGAGGAGCAGAGCACCGGGUUCCACUCGGACGUGGAGAACAUGCCUCUCUGGCUCAUGCAGAAACACAACCGUGCGGAGCUGCUGGCACACCCUGUCACAGAGGCGCUUGUCUUCUUCAAGCACAAGCACUUUGGAGCCAUCACCUACUACCUCAACCUCGCCUUCUACGCCCUCUUCCUCUUCUUCCUCACCUUCUUCAUCGUGGAUGUCCCCAUGCGCCUGGGGGAGACAGCCGACCUGGCGGGUCUCUCCGUCGCCGCGCAGUUCAUUGUCGUCGUGUUUUCCACCUUCCGUGUGCUGGCCGAGGUGGCACAGAUGGCCUUUGACCGCUCAAAGUACUUUACCGACUUUGUCAACGUGCUGGAGUGGGCGGUGUUCACGACGUCGCUUGGGUUCUUCAUUCCGUUCUACAUCGGCAGCGAGCAGACGGUGGCGCAGUGGUCGAGCGGGGCCGCGGCCGUGUUCCUGGCCUGGGUCAACUUUGUUGCGCUCAUGCGCAAGCUGGAUGCGUUUGGCAUCUACGUGCUCAUGUUCGAGGAGACAGUGAUCACGGUGCUGAAGGUGCAGGUGGUGUUCUUCCUCUUUGUCAUUGGUUUCGCCCUCUCCUUCUUCAUUCUCUUCCAAGACACGUUCUACUUCUCAGAUAUUGGGCGGUCCAUCAUGAAGACGCUUGUCAUGAUGACGGGCGAGUUUGAGUACAUUGAUUACUUUCCGGACGAACUUUCCUUCGAGGUCCUCCCAUACUUCAUGUUCGCCCUCUUCGUCAUCAUCAUGCCAAUCAUCCUCAUGAACCUUUUGGUCGGUCUUGCUGUUGGCGACAUCCAACGCAUUCUCGACAACGCCCGCCUUAACCGCCGCAAGAUGCGCGUACAAGAUCUGCUGCCGCUGCAGGCGUUCCUGGUCUGGAUGCACUCCAGACUUCCCUUUAUCAAUGAUCGUGAUGUGGAUACGUUCUACCGUGCGACGUACAAGCUGCACGUCAACAAGCGCUCCUUCUGGCGCUGGCUCGCAUCCCGCAUCAUCACCUUCAAGCAGGAAUACUCAAUCGUGGAUCUGGACACGCACGUUGAGAUGACGGAGUUGGAGAAGCUUCAAGCGGCAAACCGCGGGCUCACACGCGAUGUCAACAAACUCCGCAAGAAACUGCGCCAGCUCACGGCCGUUGUUGAAGACCAGGCCCUCCUCAUCCGCGACAUGUGCCACGCCAAUGAUAUUGAGCUUGACUGGGACUGAAGCGGUGCUCUGGCCUCACAUUGCGCUUGCGUUCACAAAGUUAAUUGCGUUUGUGUCAUUCUGUGUAUUGUUGUUCAUGUGUGUUAACGCUGGGGUUUCUUUCAAGCACAAACAACGUGGUUGAGUGCCAUGGAGUUGAGAGUGAGUGAGAGAGAUUGUGUGUGUGGGUGCGUGUGUGCGUGCGUGGGUGCGUGCGUGGGUGCCUGUAUUUUGGAUGUGCUUUGGGCAUGUGUUCAUGAGAUGCUGAGUGGCUUUUGUGCAUGAAUGGUGCUAUGGUGUUGGGUCAAUUGAACGCAUAUGGAAUGAAGCAAUGAGAGGAC
Molecule: messenger RNA, 3972 nt
Organism: Salpingoeca rosetta
Lineage: Eukaryota; Choanoflagellata; Craspedida; Salpingoecidae
Product: ankyrin repeat domain-containing protein
Exons: 13
Coding region: 188-3652 (1154 amino acids)
Biological process (GO): transmembrane transport; monoatomic ion transport
Cellular component (GO): membrane
Molecular function (GO): monoatomic ion channel activity; protein binding
Source: RefSeq, a predicted model, not a curated record